AGUGUUUUCAGACGCGUAUGAAAAGGCUCUAUAGCGGAAAAACACGCUGCUCUCGCUCGCGCAUCUGCACUCGCGAGCGACUGUUGCCAUCCUGUCGAUCAUUGCCGAGCCCGUCGACAAAUGCCCGACGAAACGCUCGUGCACGGGCGAAGGAGUUGUUACCCGCUGCGGAUCCGAGCCAACGGGACUACGUGUGGGAUUGCCAUCCGUUCUUUGUGUGGCGCGCCCACGGCUGGGCCGCGUUCAGAAACGAGGUAUGCGACGUGUGCGUUGACGAGAUGCGCCACAGGCAUGCGGCGCUU
Messenger RNA from Mycena citricolor, 302 nucleotides. The record is from the annotation of a GenBank genome assembly. Lineage: Eukaryota; Fungi; Basidiomycota; Agaricomycetes; Agaricales; Mycenaceae.